GAUGACCUCAGUGGCUCCGUGUCACUGUCCUGGGUGGGCGACAGCACAGGGGUCAUCCUCGUCCUGACAACGUUCCAGGUGCCGCUGGUGAUCAUGAGCUUCGGGCAGUCCAAGCUGUACCGCAGCGAGGACUACGGGAAAACCUUCAAGGACAUCACCAGCCUCAUUAACAACACCUUCAUCCGGACCGAGUUCGGCAUGGCUAUCGGCCCAGAGAACUCGGGAAAGGUCAUCUUGACAGGAGACGUCUCUGGCGGCAGUCGUGGCGGCAGGAUCUUCCGCUCAUCUGAUUUCGCCAAGAAUUUUAUCCAGACGGAUUUACCCUUCCACCCCCUGGUGCAGAUCACCUACCACCCCCAAAAUUCAGACUGCCUGCUGGCCCUCAGCACCGAGAACAGCCUCUGGGUCUCCAAGGAUUUCGGAGAGAAGUGGGAGGAGAUCCACAAAGCCGUCUGCCUGGCCAAGUGGGGUGCGAACAACACCAUCUUCUUCACCACCUACAUGAACAACUCCUGCAAAGCUGAUCUGGGGUUACUGGAGCUAAAGAAAACCUCCGACUUUGGCAAAACCUUCAAGGUCAUCGGCACCAAGAUUUAUUCCUUCGGGUUGGGAGGACGCUUUCUUUUCGCCUCCGUUAUGACAGAGAAGGGUACCACGAGGCGAAUUCACGUCUCCCUUGACCAAGGCGAGACCUGGAACAUGGCCCAGCUCCCCUCCGUUGGCCACGAGCAAUUUUACUCCAUCCUGGCCGCUAACGACGACCUGGUGUUCAUGCACGUAGAUGAGCCGGGCGACACGGGUUUUGGCACCAUCUACACCUCCGACGACCGUGGCAUCGUCUAUUCCAAGUCCUUGGAGCGGCACCUCUACACCACCACCGGCGGGGAGACCGACUUCACCAAUGUCACCUCGCUGCGGGGCAUCUACAUCACCAGCGUCCUCUCCGAAGACAACUCCAUCCAGUCCGUGAUCACUUUUGACCGCGGUGGGGAGUGGGUGCCGCUGCGGAAACCCAAAAACACCACCUGCGACUCCACGGCCAGGAGCAAGGACGAGGUGGGUCUGUGUCCCCCAGGGGUCCCGGUGACGUUCCCCUGGGUGUACCCUGUCUUGCUGUCCCCCGAGCAUCCCCUUGGCAGAGCCAAAUCCAUCCCACAGCUCCCGCCAGAGAUGCUGAGGGUGCGGGGCCAGCCCAUCUCUCAGAAGCUGAACGUCCCCAUGGCUCCCCUCUCCGAGCCCAACGCCAUCGGCAUUGUCAUCGCCCACGGGAGCGUGGGGGGGGCCAUCUCGGUGAUGAGCCCCGAUGUCUACAUCUCGGACGACGGGGGCUACACCUGGGCGCGGAUGCUGGAGGGGCCGCACCAUUACGCCAUCCUGGAUUCGGGCGGUCUCAUCGUCGCCAUCGAGCACACCAGCCAGCCCGUCAACGUCAUCGAGUUCUCGACGGAUGAAGGGCAGUGCUGGUAUAAGUACACUUUCUCCAAGGACCCCAUCUUCUUCACCGGCCUGGCCUCGGAGCCGGGGGCUCGCUCCAUGAACGUCAGCAUCUGGGGCUUCCGGGGGAACUUCCUCUCCCGCAAGUGGGUCUCCUACACCAUCGACUUCAGCGAGCUGCUCAGCAGGACCUGUGAGGACAAGGACUACACCAUCUGGUUGGCACACUCCAGUGAUCCCAGCGAUCCCAGUGACGGCUGCAUACUGGGCUACAAGGAGCAAUAUCGGCGUCUCCGCAAGUCCUCGGUGUGCCAGAAUGGCCGGGACUACAUGGUGACCAAGCAGCCAUCCGUCUGUCCCUGCACGCUGGAGGAUUUCCUCUGCGAUUUUGGCUACUACCGCCCGGAGAACCAGUCUGUCUGUGUGGAGCAGCCGGAGCUGAAGGGCCACGACCUGGAAUUCUGCCUCUACGGCAGACAGGAGCUGCUCAGGACUAGCGGGUAUCGGAAAAUCCCCGGGGACAAGUGUUCGGGAGGGGAGAGUCCGAGCCGGGAGGAGACGGACAUGAAGAAGAAAUGCACCAGCAACUUCCUCAACCCCAGCCAGCUGGCAGCAUCCACCAGCUCCACCCCCAUCAUCCUGGCCGUUGUGGCUGUGCUGCUCGUCACUGCUGUGGCCGGAGUCCUGCUCGUCAAGAAAUACGUCUGUGGGGGCAG
This is a messenger RNA of Balearica regulorum gibbericeps (East African grey crowned-crane), 2150 nucleotides long. The record is from RefSeq and is a predicted model, not a curated record. NCBI's taxonomy places the organism in Eukaryota, Metazoa, Chordata, Aves, Gruiformes, Gruidae.